This is a messenger RNA of Neopsephotus bourkii (Bourke's parrot), 2522 nucleotides long. RefSeq names its product phospholipase A2 group IVA (gene PLA2G4A). Gene Ontology annotation, molecular function: calcium-dependent phospholipid binding; calcium ion binding. The record is from RefSeq and is a predicted model, not a curated record. NCBI's taxonomy places the organism in Eukaryota, Metazoa, Chordata, Aves, Psittaciformes, Psittacidae. Gene Ontology annotation, cellular component: cytosol; Golgi apparatus; endoplasmic reticulum. The transcript is spliced from 17 exons. The coding region runs from base 103 to 2352 and encodes 749 amino acids. Gene Ontology annotation, biological process: glycerophospholipid catabolic process.
AAGGAUCUGUCAUACUGAAGUCUGCUUUGACAAACUAGGAAGUUUCUUCUGUGUGGGAUUGAAAUAGACAUUUGUCAGUUCUGAAUAAAAGCUAAAGCAAAAAUGGCUGUCAUAGAUCCUUAUCAACAUAUAGUGGUGAAACACCAGUAUUCACACAUAUUCACUGUGACAGUAAGGAAAGCCACAAAUGUCACAAAAGGAGCGAUUGGUGACAUGCUUGACACUCCAGAUCCUUAUGUGGAACUGUUCAUCCCAUCCGCCCCUGAUUGCAGGAAGAGAACAAAACAUUUCAAUAAUGAUGUGAAUCCCAUGUGGAAUGAGACCUUUGAGUUCAUUUUGGAUCCUAACCAAGAGAAUGUUCUUGAGGUUACUUUAAUGGAUGCCAACUAUGUUAUGGAUGAGACUCUUGGCACAUCCACAUUUCCUAUAUCUUCCUUGAAACUGGGAGAGAAGAAGCAGGUCCAGUUAACUUUCAAUGAUGUCACAGAAAUGACUUUGGAAUUGUCUCUUGAAGUAUGCUCUUCAACUGAUCUCCGGUUCAGCAUGGCUCUGUGUGAUGAAGAGAAGAAAUUUCGGCACCAGCGAAAAGAUAAUAUCAUGCACAGUAUGAAAUCAUUUCUAGGAGAGGAAAAAAGCAAGAACUUGACCACUUCCCGUGAUGUACCAGUGAUAGCGAUAUUGGGUUCAGGAGGUGGAUUUCGUGCCAUGGUAGGGUUUGCUGGAGUGAUGAAAGCACUUUAUGAAUCAGGAAUUUUAGACUGUGCAACUUACAUUGCUGGUCUGUCAGGAUCCACAUGGUACAUGUCAACUUUGUAUUCACAUCCGGAUUUUCCAGAAAAAGGGCCAAAGGAGAUUAAUCAAGAAUUGAUGAACUCUGUCAGUCACAACCCACUUCUGCUGCUCACUCCUCAGAAAGUCAAACGCUACAUUGAAGCACUGUGGAAUAAGAAAAGCUCAGGGCAGCCUGUCACCUUCACAGAUAUCUUUGGAAUGCUAAUAGGUGAAACACUUAUCCAUAAUAGAAUGGACACCACUUUGAGCAAUAUGAAAGAGAAAGUCAAUAAUGCGCAAUGUGCUCUCCCACUCUUUACAUGUCUCCAUGUCAAACCAGAUGUCUCGGAGCUAAUGUUUGCAGACUGGGUGGAAUUCAGUCCAUAUGAGAUUGGUAUGGCAAAGUAUGGCACUUUCAUGUCUCCUGAUUUGUUUGGAAGCAAAUUUUUUAUGGGGACAGUGGUGAAGAAGUAUAGUGAAAAUCCUUUGCAUUUCUUGAUGGGUGUCUGGGGCAGUGCAUUUUCUAUAUUAUUUAACAGAGUGCUUGGUGUCUCCAAUUCUCAGAAUAAAGGUCCCACCAUGGAAGAAGAAUUAGAAAAUAUUAGGCUAAAGCACCUUGUAAGUAAUGACAGUUCAGACAGUGAGGAUGAAUCACAGCACCCAAAAGGCACUGAAAAUGCUGAGGCACAUCAAGAAUAUCAGGACAGCAGCCAGGAAAGCUGGGUGCAGCGAAUGCUGAUGGCUUUGGUGGGCGAUAGCGCCCUUUUCAAUACCAGGGAAGGGCGUGCUGGGAAAGUGCACAACUUCAUGCUGGGAUUGAACCUCAACAGUUGUUACCCACUGUCUCCACUGGCAGACCUCCUUACUCAGGAGUCCGUGGAGGAAGAUGAAUUAGAUGCUGCUGUUGCAGAUCCUGAUGAGUUUGAGAGGAUAUAUGAGCCACUAGAUGUGAAGAGCAAAAAGAUUCAUAUAGUGGACAGCGGGCUUACAUUUAACCUUCCGUACCCACUUAUUUUAAGACCUCAAAGAGGUGUGGAUCUCAUCAUCUCAUUUGAUUUUUCAGCGAGGCCAAGCGAUUCCAGUCCUCCUUUCAAAGAAAUUUUGCUUGCUGAAAAAUGGGCCAGAAUGAACAAGCUUCCUUUUCCCAAAAUAGACCCAAAUGUAUUUGAUCGCGAGGGCAUGAAGGAGUGCUAUGUUUUCAAACCAAAGGAUACCUCUUCGGAGAAAGAUUGUCCGACUAUAAUCCAUUUUGUUUUGGCCAACAUCAAUUUCCGGAAGUACAAAGCUCCAGGUAUUCCAAGAGAAACACAGGAAGAGAAGGAUUUUGCAGACUUUGACAUUUUUGAUGAUACAAAUACACCAUUUUCUACCUUCAACUUCCAGUAUCCCAAUGAGGCUUUCAAGAGGCUUCACGAUCUAAUGGAGUUCAACACCCUCAAUAACAUAGAUGUGAUCAAGCAAGCUAUGGUGGAAAGUAUUGAAUACAGGAAAGAGAAUCCAUCUCGCUGCUCCGUGUCCCUCAGCAGUGUUGAAGCAAGACGAUUCUUUAAUAAGAACAAUCUUAACAACAACCACACAUAGAGGAUAAGUCAUAGGUCCUUCUCCUUCAAGAAACUGGUUCUACCUUUAUAAUUGGAGUGAAAAAGACAUUAUCAAAGCAUCACUGCUGCUGAACAGGGCUGUGCAAAACUCCUGAAAACAUUUUCUUGUAGAUUUUCAAGUUUCAGUAUAAUUUUGUACUUUUUUUUUUU